AUGGUACCAGCUCUGUUCAAAAAGAAGCUAACUGGGCCCCGGGCCUGCCCUCGGCUGGUCUACCCUGUGUAUCAGCACCUGGGCCUGGUGGUGAAGAAGGUGAAGUCCAUGCAGAUGUUCCACAUACCCAUCUCCUCAGCCAUGCAGGGAGACCGGCUGGGCAUCUGUGUCACCCAGUUUGACCCCAAGCUGCUGGAGCGUGGGCUGGUGUGUGCCCCUGAGUCCCUGCACACUGUCCAUGCAGCCCUCAUCUCCGUGGAAAAGAUCCCGUAUUUCCGGGGGCCCCUGCAGACCAAAGCCAAGUUCCACAUCACAGUGGGCCAUGAGACAGUCAUGGGCCGAUUGAUGUUCUUCAGCCCUGACCCUGAUAGCUUUGACCACGAGCCUGUCUUGGACUCCUUCGACUUCUCUCGAGAGUACCUCUUCCAGGAGCAGUACCUGUGCAAGGACUUGGUGCCAGCAGGGACAGACAGUGAUGAGGCUGACAAGGCAGGCCAGGCUACAGAGGGACACUGUCCUCGGCAGCAGUGGGCCCUUGUGGAGUUUGAGAGGCCUGUCACCUGCCCUCAGCUGUGCCUGGUGAUCGGCUCCAGGUUGGAUGCAGACAUCCACACCAACACAUGCCGGCUGGCCUUCCACGGCAUCCUGCUCCAUGGCCUGGAGGAUAGGAACUACGCCGAGAGCUUCCUGCCCACCCUGAAGGUGUACAAGCUGAAGCAUAGGCGCGGCCUUGUGGAGCGGGCAAUGGAUGACUACAGCGUGAUUGGCCGCUCCCUGUUCAAAAAGGAGACCAACAUCCAGCUCUUCGUGGGGCUUAAGGUGCACCUGUCCACUGGGGAGCUGGGAGUCAUUGACAGUGCCUUCGGCCAGAGUGGCAAGUUCAAGAUCCACAUCCCCGGGACUGGGGCCAACAACACCCGUCUCUGGGCUCCAGAGAACACGCAGAGGCAUGAGCAGGCAGGCCAGCGUCCUGACCUCAGUCCCCGAGGACAUGAUCAUGCCUGCCCCUGCCCAGACUGGCGUGAGCUUUCUGGAAUGGAUUCCGAGAUUCCUCCCGCUGACCGAAGGCCCCUAGGGGCAGUCCCCAGCAGGAGCACCCCCAAGCACUCAUCCUUCCCUCAACAGCUCUGGGCCCUGCAGGUCCAG
Galeopterus variegatus (Sunda flying lemur) is the source of this 1146-nucleotide messenger RNA. RefSeq names its product selenocysteine-specific elongation factor-like. Gene Ontology annotation, molecular function: translation elongation factor activity. The transcript is spliced from 4 exons. Gene Ontology annotation, biological process: selenocysteine incorporation. The record is from RefSeq and is a predicted model, not a curated record. The annotation marks the transcript as partial. Lineage: Eukaryota; Metazoa; Chordata; Mammalia; Dermoptera; Cynocephalidae.